Molecule: messenger RNA, 1478 nt
Organism: Aphanomyces invadans
Lineage: Eukaryota; Oomycota; Saprolegniomycetes; Saprolegniales; Verrucalvaceae
Exons: 1
Coding region: 39-1334 (431 amino acids)
Source: RefSeq, a predicted model, not a curated record
UUUGAAGUCGGCAGGCACAGCACCCAUCCCGCGGGACCAUGAGUCGCGAGGCGCGUAAGACGGCGCAGAUCUGGGCGUCGAUCGAGAAGAUGCAGAAGAAGGAGGACGAGCUAAGUCUGUCGGACAACAGCUCGGACAAGACGCAGAAGCAGCAGCGCAAGAAAAAGAAGCACAAGCGGUCCCCCAGUGACGACGACGACAACGCACUUACAGGCCCAGUCCCAACAGGAGCGUGCGACGCUGGCAACCAAGACGACACCUGUCACACCCAAACGAAAUCGUUAGCGCUGCACAAGAGUAGUGACUUCAUUCGCAGCAGUCCCUUCGUUCCUCCGAGAAAGAAGUGGGUGAACCAGUGGACUACACAUCUCGGCCCCAAAGUCCGCAACCAGGACGAAGAAGUCUGCAGUUCUAAGCCAGAUAUCGUGCCGUCGGUGAGCACUGCCAGUAGCAGUAGCCAUCAUCACACCUCCGGCGUUCCAACCAGUCCCAGGCCUCGUGCUCACAAUGACGAAACACCAGGGUCAGCAAGCCACGGCGUCUCCGCCCUUGUGAGUCCGCACCACGCCGGUCAAUCGAUUCAAGCCCCUCGCCUGGAUCACCUUGUCGCGUCAGCUACCGUUCCCACUGUGCUGCCAACUUCUCCACGUGUCCAUGCCGGCGUCACUGUGGCAACUCUCGCAGUAGCCCAAGCCGUUCCACCCCUGAAAGAAGACGAAGCUGAAGAAGGUGAGUAUACAGCAAGUCCUCCGCGCCCGUCGCCGACUGACACAGGAACGACAAUCGCUGCUCUCGCCUUGAAAGCGCCUGUUCCAGAUUCUACACGCCUACAUCAACCCCCGGUCCCACCACUGACGCCAUCGCCAAUUCGUCAGCAGGAAGGUUCCGUCAUCUCUGCCCAUACUCCAGAUAACGGAAGUUCCAAGGAGCAUGCCCCGUCGACCACAACUCCCGCCCCGCCAGCGUCUCCCGUCAUGAAUGCUCUCGGUUCGCGCCGCAAGCGAAAGUCCCUCUGGGAUGUUGGCGAUCCCCGCGUCGAUGACGGCAGGAUGCCUAGCAGCGACACCAUCCGCCGACCAAGCGACGGGCGUGGCGGUCGCAGUGCGUCGGCGGAUGGCCGCAGGCGGUCAUGGUCGCGACCGCACCAGCACCACCACGGUUCGCAUGGGUCCAAUUUCUCGUCGAGUUCGCACCACCACCCCAACCACAACUCGACAGCGUACCCUCCACGGCGGCAUACUCCGCCGCCACAGCAAGCACCGUCUGCGCCGUCGCUUGCCAAGCCAAGGGAUCCCCCCCGGUCGAUGUCGUCAUCGUGGCUACCGAGUAGAUAAACUAGACUUUGUACACGCGAUGUGUUGGCGACAGACCAGGGAUUGCGAUUCCGCGCCACGGACUGCUCUGGACGAGAUGCCCGAGGUCCCAAGUUGCGGUGGGGGUAUAGAAACCGGUGGACAUCGCGCCACCUUGUUGCUGUG